UGAUCGGUUGACUAAGCUGCUGCUCCUCAGGGCACAAAUGUCUACAGCACAUAAGUGCCUCUCCUUUGGUUUUAUGGAGCGACAGCUUAUUUUUGCUCUAGUUUGCAGUGAGACACCUGGAGGGUGAGUCACAGCGUUCAUGAGUCAUUUUCUCUUUUAGACGUUUCAGUGACAAGGUUUCAUGACAAGAUUCACACUUUAACGCAAAGGCUGUGCCGGAGCACAAUGUGGACACUUUUUCGACCCUUUGGGAUUUAUUUUUACUUUAACAGCUGUUAGGUUGAUCUUAUGAAAGCUUAGUAAGAAGACAAUCACUGGUUGAAAGCGCCAUCUGCUGCCUCGGGACUCUACUGACAUCAGAAACGCUUGUUUCUAUCGAACCGUGUCUACAGGGAGCUGACACAGAAAAUCCGCUUUAACGAGGUCACAACUGGGACUUUCUUGAUCGUGACUGCUGGCAAAGGAGCUGGGUGCGUAAAAGACGACCUGUGCGUAAAAGACGGUCUGUGCGCGCCGCAGCCCACCACUCAGGUGACGCCCACAUACUUCACUCCUCGCUGUUUCGCUCCUAAAUGGGAUGUAGAGGACUUGAUUUCACUGCGCUUUGCUUGGUGGCAUCUUCACAGCUGGGAGACAUGAGUGGUGUCACGGUUUGGGCGGAGGAGGGCGACAUGGUUCCAGAGGAGGCGCGAUCUUCUCCCCCGUGGACGGAGGAGCGCUGCGAGGAGCUGUGGGACCGCGUGGAGGGAGUACGACACAAGCUAACACGAAUCCUCAACCCGGCCAAACUCACCCCGUACCUGCGCCAGUGCAAGGUCAUCGACGAGCAGGACGAAGAUGAGGUGCUCAACUCCACACAGUACCCCCUGCGCAUCAGCAAGGCCGGCCGUUUGCUGGACAUCCUGCGUGGUCAGGGCCAGCGAGGUCUUCAGGCCUUCAUGGAAUCCCUGGAGUUCUACCAUCCGGAGCAGUACACCCAGCUGACAGGAGAGAAACCGACGCAGCGAUGCUCCCUCAUACUGGAUGAGGAGGGUCCGGAGGGUUUGACUCAGUUUCUGCUGCUGGAGGUGCGUAAACUGAGGGAGCAGCUUCGAAACAGUCGCAUGUGUGAGCGGCGCCUGUCUCAGCGCUGUCGGAUGGCAGAGGAGGAACGCAGCCGCGCUGAGCACAAAGCUCAGGAGCUACGUCACCAAAGACUACAGCUAGAAAGGCUGCGUCAGGACUGGGAGUCAGCCAGUCGAGAGCUGGGAAAGCUGAAGGACAGACACCUGGAGCAGGCUGUGAAGUACUCCAGAGCCUUGGAGGAGCAGGGCAAAGCCUCAAGCCGAGAGCGGGAGCUGCUGAGGCAGGUAGAAGAGCUUAAGUCCAGGCUGUCAGAGGCAGAGAAAAACACAACUGAUGCUGCAGAGACGACCAAAACAAACUCUACUCGCUCUAUCGGAGUAAAUGGCUCUCCGCCUGCUUUGCCACAAAAGCCGCUGCGCUUCACCGAGGCUCUGAUGGACAUCCUGCAGCAGGACCGCAGGGAGGCUGCAGAGCAGAGGCAGGAGCUCUGCGAGAUCAUCACCAGACUACAGGGGGAGCUACAGAGCAGCGAGGAGCACAGAGACAAGUUGGAGUCGCAGUGCGAGCAGCUACAGCUGAAGGUGAGGACUCUCCAGCUGGACUGGGAGACGGAGCAGAAGAGGAGUUUGUCCUAUUUCAACCAAAUCAUGGAAGUGGAAAAGGAGAGAGAUCAGGCCCUGCGUAGCCGGGACAGCCUGCAGCUGGAGUACACCGACUGUCUGCUGGACAAGAACCGUCUGCGUAAACGCAUCGCGGAGCUGCAGGCCAACCUGGAGCAGCAGCAGAGAGAGCUGGAGAGGGAGAGGGAGAGGUGCCGGGAGCAAAUGGAUCAGAGCAACCCCUGUCUGCACUGCUCCCACCUGUCUCUGUGCAGCGAAGACCAGUGCUUUGGGCCCUGCUGUUCCCUCGGGCUGGACCUGAGCCCCCAGCCCAACAGCGCUCAUCUGAUACUACGAAAGGCGCCCUCUGGAGGCCAGGCCAACGAAAACUCGGACAAUUCUCCCUCCAACUCAGAUGAGAACCUCUUGUCAUCAACACAAGACGACGAAAAGGAGAUAAAUCGUCUUUCCAUAUUCCCGUUUCCACCUUGUAUGAACUCCAUCAACCGCCGGUUUAACACAGAGUUUGACUUGGACUCGUGGGGCAGUGAUGAGAACGACAACAUCACAGGUGAACAGAAUGACCCUUCCCUGUGGGACUCCUGUGCCUCCUUACACUCCCAUCUCUUCCCCCCUGACCUGGUCAACCUGCCCACAGUCUCUUCACACAACGCCGUUCCCAGUGCUUCCAGGAAUCCUCCUUCCUCUCCGUCUCCGAGUCCCCCCGACUCGCCGAAGCACGGAAGAGCCAGUCUAGCGGAUGAUAUCGUAAUAGUCGGAGGAAACCGAACAGGGAUCUUUGUCAGCCACGUGAGAGCUGGUUCCCCGGCUGAACAGUGUGGCCUGAAGGAGGGCAGUGAGCUGCUGGAGCUGGAGCGGGUUCUGUUUGGUGGCGGAAGUGUGCUGCUGGCUCAGUGCACGGCUGAGGUGGCCCACUUCUCUCUGCAGUGGUGGACCGAGCCCUCAACACUCAAACACCAGAGCAACCCAGAGGCAUACUCUAAGCUCUGCUCCCAGCUGUCGUUGCCUACUUUUAUGGGUGCUGAUUCCUUCUACGUGCGCGUCAAUCUCAACAUUGAGCCUCACGGUGACCCGCCAUCUCUGGGCGUGUCCUGUGAUGAUAUUAUACACGUCACGGACACACGGUACAACGGAAAAUACCACUGGCACUGCUCCUUGGUUGACCCAAGCACAGCCAAGCCCCUGCAGACAGGAACGAUGCCCAACUACAACAGGGCUCAACAGCUGUUACUUGUAAAGUUACGAAAAAUGGCGCUGGAGCAAAAAGACUUCAAGAAGAAGUUUUUAAAGAAAGCAUCCGUCCGCGUACGGCUGGUGAAAGCAGUGGACCCCAGCUGCCGUGGGCUCGGUUCCACACAGCAGGUCCUCUACACGCUCAGCAAACGUCACGAGGAGCACUUAAUCCCAUAUAGUUUGGUGCAGCCGGCGCAGGUUCAGACGAAGCGGCCGGUUAUCUUCUCCCCGUCGCUCCUCUCCCGCGGUCUGAUAGAGAGGCUGCUCCAGCCAGCAGAGUCGGGUUUGAAGUUCAACACCUGCCCACCAGAGCCCAUUCAGGCUUCAGAGAGACAAGACAAGAGAAUAUUCUUGCUGGACUCCUGCAGUCCGGAGCAGGCUCUGGGCAUACGGCUGCAGUCGAUACAAGACGUCAUCAGCCAGGACAAGCACUGUCUGCUGGAGCUGGGCCUGCCCAGUGUGGAGGGCUUACUGAGACAGGGCAUUUACCCCAUCGUCAUCCAUAUUCGCCCUAAGAACAAAAAACACAAGAAGCUGAGGAAAUUCUUCCCACGGUGCGGGGAGGACAGCGUGAUGGAGGAGGUGUGCCAGGCCGAGGAGCUGCAGCUGGAGACGCUGCCUCUGCUUUACUACACUCUGGAGCCCAACACCUGGAGCUGCACCGAGGAGCUGCUGGCCGCCCUACGCAACGCUAUCCACAGCCAGCAGAGGGCAGUAGCCUGGGUGGAACUGGAUCGGCUGCAGUAGAGGACAGAUACAGAACAUGUACUAUGGAUUCAUAGCCUGAAUACAACAACUUUACGUUAGAAAGUCAAAGUAGAUUGCAGCUUUCUAGCCCAGCUGGACUGGCUACAGUGGAAGAAAAGUGUUUUCUUUUUUUUUAUUAUUAAACUGAUUUGAGCCACAUGACAGGUCUGUACUGACUUACCUGUUUCUGUAUCAGUAGGAAUUACGUUGUAAUAUUACUUUCUCAGACAGCUUCCUACACUUCAAGUUUUAUUAUAUAACUGCUAUUUUGAAAUAACACCCAAAGGGAUCACACAAGGUGCCCAUUUAUGAGCGAUAUAAGAAGCUAUAAGGACACAAAGACAGAUUAAAGUGUUAAAGGAUUGUAGUAUGUGGGGAUGUAAUGGAGGGUUAAAAUCUGCUCACUUGCAUUUCAUUUUUAGUAUCGACUUCUAGGCUGACACAGUCUUUUAGAAACAAAGUCCAGAUCCUCACAAUUUUGGACAGAUACGUAUUUUUCCUCACUCAGGCUUCACCAAAUUCAGUUUGAAAAUAAUUAACUACAGAUGCUCCAGUAAAAUGGUGAGUUUUAUGUUUACUUUGAAAGGGUUUGUAUUUUUAUUAAAAAUAUCCUUUCUUUAAUCACUUGAUUUCAAAUUGAAAAGGCCGAAACACUGAGCCCCGAGAACAAAAAAUGUGGUAUCAUCCAAAUGCUUUGGACUACAGGACUGUAAACCUGUUGUAUAGAUCAUACUAAAAGUAUAAAAGGCCUUUAGUUAUAGCAAUUAAUGUCUAAUUACACUAGAGUGUACAAAUUUUUUUUUAAAAUGUCUUUUCUUUUGUAACCUGUUAGAAAAAAUAAAUUAUUGUAAAACAUUUUGACUUCACAUGUGUAUUCAUAAACAAAAAGAUGUCA
This is a messenger RNA of Stegastes partitus (bicolor damselfish), 4560 nucleotides long. Its product is annotated as caspase recruitment domain-containing protein 10. The transcript has 24 exons. Lineage: Eukaryota; Metazoa; Chordata; Actinopteri; Pomacentridae. The coding region runs from base 573 to 3665 and encodes 1030 amino acids. The record is from RefSeq and is a predicted model, not a curated record. Gene Ontology annotation, molecular function: CARD domain binding. Gene Ontology annotation, biological process: regulation of apoptotic process. Gene Ontology annotation, cellular component: cytoplasm.